Microplitis demolitor is the source of this 1826-nucleotide messenger RNA. Its product is annotated as ADP-dependent glucokinase. Gene Ontology annotation, molecular function: ADP-specific glucokinase activity. The record is from RefSeq and is a predicted model, not a curated record. Lineage: Eukaryota; Metazoa; Arthropoda; Insecta; Hymenoptera; Braconidae. Gene Ontology annotation, biological process: glucose metabolic process. Gene Ontology annotation, cellular component: endoplasmic reticulum. The transcript is spliced from 4 exons. The coding region runs from base 155 to 1600 and encodes 481 amino acids.
CGCGUCAUUUAAAAAUGGCGAUUUGAACCCCUGGAAGUUCGCCCACUGUCUCAGUCAGUAGUCUGAAAACUCUGCUCUGACUGCCGAUAUGUAUUAUAAACGAAUCAAUUGAGUUAAUUACUUGUUAGUCAGUAGUUUGUUAAAUAAAUUAAAAAUGGGAUCAAAUAAAGUAACCUUCGGUACAUUAAUAUCAAUAGUAAUAAUAAUUAUCGGUAUUUACUACCGCAAUAGCGAUCGAGAGUUAAGAACACGACUGACUCAUGUUCUAAAUGGUCUUGAGCACUUGGAGACCAAACAUGAGAUCGCGGUGAGACCCAAAAUAGCAGUGGGCUAUGGUGCCUGUGCAGAUGUGUUCAUCGACGCGAAAUAUCUGAUAAAUUAUUCACCGAAGAUCGGAGCUCCUGAGCACUAUGACGAGAUCAAUAGCAGAGACGAGUUGCUUAAAAGUUUCGCGUAUUAUUUCCGUCAUGGAGCAGCUGCUGAGCGCUACAUGAGAAAUGAAGAGUUGUUCGACAAACUGGUAAUGAAAGCCCGGUCUUUCGACUCUUCUUACUCAGCGAUUGGAGGAAACGCUCCGGUGAUGGCGAUGAGGUUCGCGAAAGAAGGCUGCGAGGUCCUGCUGGCGGCCAAGAUGACGAGAAACUUGAGGUUGAUGAUUCCGGAUAACAUCGAAGUGGUCGGGGGCGAGGUCGACAGGGACGACGUCCACUUGAUUCUCGAGUACAAACGCGGGGAACGCUGGGGUCCUUACACCAGUGCGAGAGCCAAUAGGUACAUUAUCCACAAUGACAAUAAUAAUCCGACAGUGAGCUCCUUGGAGGAGUUCGAUAAAGCUCUGCCGGAGUUCAAACCGGAUUUGCUGGUCGUCAGUGGCCUACAGAUGAUGGACAAUUAUCCCUUUGAUGAUGGAGUAAGACACAGCAGAUUAGAAAAAAUAAAACAGCAAAUGAUAGAUCAGUUGCCGACAACGAGAAUUCAUUUUGAAAUGGCGUCAUUCGUUGAAAAAGAUUUAGUCACUGAUUUGGAAAAUAUGAUACUGCCAUAUGCCGACAGUUUGGGAAUGAACGAGCAAGAAAUCGCGAAUCUUUACAACUCGAUGUACUACGGGAACAUUUCGCUGGUCGCGGACUCGUCACCGCGGGUCGCAACGAUAUUGGAUUACAUGCGAGUUCUCUUCAAGCUGGUGAGAAUGAGGGGCAGGGAAAUCGAUGGAGCACGUGAGCUCACGAGAAUUCAUGUUCACACACUGGCUUACCAGGCUAUUAUGACGGUCAAAAAUUCACCCUGGAAAAAUACAAUGGCCGCGGCUGCUAAGGCUUCACUUGUAGCCCAUCGUCAUGUUUGCGGAACCAGUAAUAUCGACGUAAAGAAAGCGACUUUAAUAAUGGACGACAGUUUUUCCACAUCAAAAGUCUCAGGAAAGCGGAUACCUCUGGACAUCGAGAAGCCUGUUUCAUGUUGGGACGAAAUUCUAAAAACCAGUAUCCAAGAUUACGCGGUGGAAGUCUGCGUCGCGCCUGUUUUGGUCUGCACCGAAGCUAGUCAGACUGCCGGCGGGGGCGAUAAUAUUUCUAGCGCCGGUCUAGUUCUACAGAUUUAAUUAAUCGACGAGUAAUUACUAAGAAUACUGAGAUAUCUGCCACUCAAAGAAAUGUGUUGAAUUUUACAUCUAUUAUAUUAUGUAUAAAUAUAUAUAUACAUAUAUAUAUAUUAUUUCCAAGUAGACGUUGCAUUCCUAACUAAAUUAGUUACAGUCACUGCAAUUAUCUAGUUAAUUAAUCAUUUUUUUCUGUGUACAAAAAAAUUAAAUUUUUUAUACAAAUGAU